Molecule: messenger RNA, 528 nt
Organism: Danio aesculapii
Lineage: Eukaryota; Metazoa; Chordata; Actinopteri; Cypriniformes; Danionidae
Exons: 5
Coding region: 49-528 (159 amino acids)
Source: RefSeq, a predicted model, not a curated record
CACAAGUCUGUUUACGACAGCGAGUAUGAGCUGCUGUAUUUCUGACAAAUGAGUGAGUGUGUAGGAGCUCAUUGUCUUCAGGUGCUGUGUUCACACCUGUGCUGCUGGGACACAGAGCACCGCUGGGCACGAGGGGUCAAACACCGCAGCCCAGCGCCCAUCAGGAGAUCCAGCAGCAAACACAAGCACCUUCCGUCUUUGAGUGUUGUGGAUGUUUCUGAAUGGACUGGAUGGAGGAGAGCAGGUACAGAAAGGCCACCGGUCAGCACUGAAACUGAAGAGACUCUGAAUGAUGUUUCUCGCUGCAAACAAACAAAACACACACAGAAGAUCAAGAGGGCAGAUCUUUCAUUAGCAGAAUCCAUGAUGCCUGUAUCCAGCACAACCACAGACAAACGAAACAAAGUAAAGUUAAACACAGUGGAGGUCAGUGCUGUGAGCGGCUGCUCAGAAUUUACUAAGCAUCCGGUGUUCAUGUGGAUCCCAAACCUGCGGCAUCAGCCUCAGCAUACACACACACAGCAGUAA